Molecule: messenger RNA, 2730 nt
Organism: Megalops cyprinoides (Indo-Pacific tarpon)
Lineage: Eukaryota; Metazoa; Chordata; Actinopteri; Elopiformes; Megalopidae
Gene: gipc2
Product: GIPC PDZ domain containing family, member 2
Exons: 6
Coding region: 285-1271 (328 amino acids)
Molecular function (GO): protein binding
Source: RefSeq, a predicted model, not a curated record
GUAGCUAUUGUUUGCCGAUCAGCACAGUGUAUGGGAGAGUUUGCCAGUCGAUAAACGGCAGAGAAGACCGCUCGCAAUCGCCACCCACCUGUUGAAUAUUUAGAUUUUUUUUAUUUGCAAGUGAGGGUUGAGUUUCUGUCGAAGAACAAAGUCGAACCUGGAAAGGAAACUUCGCGCUAAGAACAGGGAAUCUUGCAGUCGGUUGUGGGUUCAAAUGUUGUAACAAAGUCUCGUUUGCAAAGAAAGUUUACCUCGCCAGCUACGGACUUACGACAAGUGCCAAGAUGCCUUUGGGACUGAGGAAAAAGAAAAACAAGUCGAGAGAGAGCUCGAAUUUGGUGGAGAACGAGGAGGUAGGAGGGUUCCCCGGUGGAAGCGGGGCUAAGUCUGUCGUUAACGGAGCCGGAUUGCCACCCCCGCCUCCCAACCUGCGACCCAAACUGGUGUUCCACACGCAGCUCGCUCACGGUAGCCCAACCGGCAGGAUCGAGGGUUUCACAAACGUGAAGGAGCUCUACGCAAAAAUAGCAGAAGCUUUCAAUUUAAGUCCCCCGGAGAUUCUCUUCUGCACGCUGAACACUCACAAGAUCGACAUGGAGAGGCUCCUGGGGGGGCAAAUCGGCCUGGAGGACUUCAUCUUCGCCCAUAUAAAAGGGCUCAAGAAGGAGGUGGAGGUGUUCAAGGCUGAGGAUGCCCUGGGACUCACCAUUACAGACAAUGGAGCUGGAUACGCCUUCAUAAAGCGCAUCAAGGAGGGCAGCGUGGUGGACGGGGUGAAGGUGAUCUGCGUGGGCGACCACAUCGAGUGCAUCAACGGGCGCAACAUCGUGGGCAGCCGGCACUACGAGGUGGCGCGCAUGCUGAAGGAGCUGCCCCGAGACCAGACCUUUACGCUCAAGCUGGUGGAGCCCAUGAAGGCCUUCGAAAUGCUUGAGCCGAGGUCAAAGGGCACAAAGCCGGCUGGGGAGAGCAAGAUCGCCACGGGCAGAGGGACGCUGAGGCUUCGGUCGAAAGGGCCCGCCACCGUGGAGGAAAUGCCAACAGAGUUUGAAGAAAAAGCCGUCAAGAAGGUGGACGACCUUUUAGAGAGCUACAUGGGAAUCCGAGACACUGAACUGGCUGCCACCAUGGUGGAGGUCGGGAAGGACAAGAAGAACCCAGACGAGUUCGCCAUGGCGCUAGACGAAGCCCUCGGCGACUUCGCCUUCCCCGACGAGUUUGUCUUCGACGUCUGGGGAGCCAUCGGAGACGCCAAGCAGGGGCGUUUCUGAGCCGGGGGACGGACAGACCCGCGAUCAGGAGAAGCGGACAGAAAGCAGUGCUUUGGGAUUUUUUUUGUUUUUUUUUUUUGUAUCACACACUUUUUAGUGUUAGUCUUGCAAUAUCACAAAGACCACAAAUGUUUUUAUUUUUUAUCCCGUGCAUUUUGUUUUUGGCACUGUGUUGAUACCGGUACUUGCUGGUCAUGAAGGGUACUGUUCUCUUACAUACACUCACUUUAUUCUGUUAGUCUUUUUUAAUUCCUUAAAUGAACUGGAUGUAGUGGGCACAUACCUUCAGGAAGCUCUCACUGUAUUAACAUAAAUCACGAAGACCCAGACACACAUUAAAUUAUUUCGCAGCAGGUAAUGACCAGUCCCUAUCACACCGUCUCUGUAAAGAGUCAUUCAAUGUUCCUCUCUCAGAUAGAAAGCUCUCUGUUCUUUCAUUAUGUGAUGUUAACAUCCUUGUUUUCAUUUGGGGGGGUUCGCUCUUACAACUGCAUCGGGUCCUUCUUGUAACCUAAAUUUAAGUCUUUCCUGUCAUGCCAAACCCGACUGACUAUGCGGGAGAGAGCAGAGAAAUGGAAAGACAUCAAAGUAAUUCCACUGUCCUGCAGCUUGUCUUUGUUUGCUGGGUGCUGUGGUGUCUUUUUGAAGCCUGUGGAACUUCAAUAUUGUGAAAUAUUCCAGAGCAUUCCUCCAGCAGUGCCGCCUUUUUACCGUCUGUAUCAGUAGAACACUGGUUAUUCUCAUGUGUUAUUCUGUGUCUCAUUGACCUUUUUUAUGGGUACAUUAGCUAGAAAGAGGUGAUGCCACAUUUAUGAUUUUAACUAACAUUCCUUUUAUUUUUUAUUUUAAAUUCAUCUUGUACAGGUUCCUUACAUAGAGGUAUGCCAGAAUAGACAAAUUCUUAUUUUUUGCUCUCUUAAUUUAUUUGUUUGAUAAAUGGCUAUUUGAUGUUUUAAACAGGAAAAUAUUUUUAUGAUGUCGAGCUCUAUAUUUAGAAUGAAUAAAGUUUAUCAAUCAUGAUUCCUCCGUUUUAUAGGCUGACUGGCUGUGACACGCCCCCAAACAGGGUUAGUGUGAUGUCACAAGAGGAUCCUGGUCAGUUCCAGUCAUUCAUGUGUCCAGGGUAACACUACAAUUCCAGGUGAAAGCUAACAGUACUCUCCCAUUGAAGCACCACCUGCUGGUUCACUGCUACAGGUGAAUGCAGUGAAUUGCUUUAGAACCUCUGGUGUCCCAUCUCUUACUGUACAAGUUGUGGCACGUUACACAUUGUGUUUAACAAUGCAUAAGGGAUGAUUGUUUAUUAAAAAGGAGAACUAAAAUGAAAAAAGCGAGACAAAGGUGUUGUGCUUUGCUAAACUUAGAGAUUUUCCAGUUCCAUAGACUGAAGGUGAGGAAAAUGGGUUCGAGAAUUUUGAAGUUUAAAAAAUGCACUUAGCUUCUAAUUGAAAUUGAUCUA